This is a messenger RNA of Cotesia glomerata, 2241 nucleotides long. RefSeq lists its product as uncharacterized. The record is from RefSeq and is a predicted model, not a curated record. NCBI's taxonomy places the organism in Eukaryota, Metazoa, Arthropoda, Insecta, Hymenoptera, Braconidae. The transcript is spliced from 2 exons. Gene Ontology annotation, molecular function: catalytic activity. Bases 1 to 2241 code for a protein of 746 amino acids.
AUGACUCACAGGCUCAAAAUCAACAACAAUAACCAAGAUAUAAGGAUCUCCAACACUAGCAGUUCCAGAAACUCACUAAGAAUAGCAGAAAUCAACGUCAACUCAAUAGUUAAACUUCAAAGAAGGCUUGACCUAUCCAAGCUCAUCGAUGAACACGACUUAGACAUCACAUUAGUCACUGAAACAAAACUGAGCCCUCGUCAUAAACUCCAAAUGGACGGAUACAACAUAAUAAGAACAGAUAGACCAGGCCCAAACAGGGGUGGUGGCACCGCAAUAGUAAUUAGAAACGACAUAGACUACAACACUCUAUCUCACCCUAACUCAGCCAACAAUAAAAUAAUAGAAUACACACUAAUAAAAAUAAAACUAAGCAAAAAUAGACACCUAAUAGUUGGCAGUCUUUACGCAACAACAAAACUGGAAUCCAAACAAGUGUUUCUCGACGAGCUUGACACACUCUUUCUUAACCUCAACCUGAACAACAACAACAACAACUACUAUUUAAUAGCUGGAGACUUUAAUGCCAGACACAGGGAACUAGGCGAUCGGGUAAACAAAACCAGAGGAAGAUGGCUGGUGAACUGGGAUAAAGAAAAUUCAAUAACUUACAGGUCCAAAAUCCACACAGCACAUGAACCUACAUUCACAUCAAAAGGAAGUGAAUCCUACUUAGAUCUCUGCAUCGCCGACUCCAGACUGAAUCUUGUGAAUUUGAUAAACAACAAACUAAAAAAAUUAAACUACGACAGUGAUCACAGGGGAAUUCUUAUAGAUCUAAACCUACAAAAGCUAGAAAUUAAUUCACAAUCAGUCGAAUCUCACACUUCGUCUUUAUACAAAAAAACAAAGUGGAAAAAAUUUACCAAACACAUAAAUGAUAACUAUUCCAUUGAAAUCCCUCACGACAGAAACUUAAAUAUCGCAGAAAUUGACGAAUAUAUAGAACAAUUAAAUGAAGCAAUUAUAACAUCCAUAGAAAAAAUAGUCCCAAAAAACACAGCACAACCAAAAAACAAUUAUUACAUCACCAACAGGCUAGUUAAACUACAUAAGCAAAAGUCGCAGCUACUUACACUACUACAUAAAGAAAAAAAGUCAAACACAGCCAAUCAUCAUCUGAUAAAAAACAUCAAAAUUAAAAUAGAAGCAAUUCGUUCCAAGAUUCAGCUGGAAAUUAAAGCAAACAUCGAAAAUCAUUGGGAAAAAAUCUGCAAAAAAGUCAAUCAUCGUGACCACACAAAAUUUUUCCCCAUAAUAAAUAAAGUCUUCAGACCCCGGGAAAGAUCGCACAUGCCUAAUCUGUCAAUCAAAGAAGAGAACUCACAUCUAAUUGAUAGAUGUGAUAUCAAAAAAGACGACCUGAACAAAACAAAUAAUGAAUAUAUCAUCGAAGAAGUAGCUGACAAAAUUAAUAUCAUUGGAGCCUUCUACGAAACAAUUAAUUCUCCAAAAUAUUUAAAUGCCAAUACACGGACCAAAGAAGUUGCGGACCGAACAGUUCAAGAACUGGAGCAAAGACUGGCCAGGGACACCGAAGAAAAUAAAACAAUCACUGUAUUCUCCCAAGAAAACAGAGCAUACGCGCCCAACAACAACGAUGACAACUACUUCUGCACUGUAUUGAGACUAGAAAAGAUCCUAAAAAGGCUGCCUAAUAAAACCUCGGCAGGAGUCGAUGAUAUUACGUCCAUUGUACUUAAACAUCUGCCUACGGUCAUGAUUAGAGACUACUCUACAUUAUUUAACAAUGCUCUCAACAGGUAUCAACACUCCACAGUUCAUGCCAUCAACAAACUUUUGUCUGAUGUAACAUCGCAUCUAGCACAAGACGAUAUCAUCGGAGCAACGCUCAUCGACUUAGAAAAAGCUUUCGACACGGUUUGGCUAGCUGGAUUAAUAUACAUCCUGACUAAAAACAAAUUUUCAGAACAACUGGUAGGUCUAAUCUGGAGAAUGAUCACCGGCCGUACCUUCUACACCUGGAAUGGAAGAGAAAAAUCCCCAAAACUUUUUAAAAUAAAAGAAGGUCUACAACAGGGGACAGUAAACUCUCCAACACUCUUCAACAUCUUCACCAGCCACACAUUGAACGCCUUCAAGCUGAAUCAAGACAAUAACACCUACUCGAUAGCUUAUGCAGACGACUUGAUUCUAUACGUCGCUGCAAAAUACCCAGAGCCAUUGAAAGUCCAGCUUGAAAGAUUAGUAAAUAAACUAAACAAUUACUACGCCUUGUGA